ACGUGGGGGACCCGCUGCCGCCGUCACUGCGGGAGCCGGAGCCCGAGGGCGAAGGAGCCAUGUUCCUGCAGUUUUACCUUAACGAGAAGGGAGAUCGGGUCUACACCCUGAAGAAACUGGACCCCGCGGGCCAGCAGACCUGCUCGGCGCACCCUGCCCGCUUCUCCCCGGACGACAAGUACUCCCGCCACCGUAUCACCGUCAAGAAGCGCUUCGGGGUGCUCAUGACCCAGCAGCCGCGCACCGUUCUCUGAGCCCGCACCCUGGGGCCCCCAGCCCAGCCCUGCCCCCGCCGGAUCGCCCCCACUUCUAAGCCGGGACCCUGCAGACAACCGGACACGACCCCGUACUAUUAAAGGCCGAAAUUUCAAAUGUC
Molecule: messenger RNA, 376 nt
Organism: Tachyglossus aculeatus (Australian echidna)
Lineage: Eukaryota; Metazoa; Chordata; Mammalia; Monotremata; Tachyglossidae
Gene: NOP10
Product: NOP10 ribonucleoprotein
Exons: 2
Coding region: 60-254 (64 amino acids)
Biological process (GO): ribosome biogenesis; rRNA pseudouridine synthesis; snRNA pseudouridine synthesis
Cellular component (GO): box H/ACA telomerase RNP complex; box H/ACA snoRNP complex
Molecular function (GO): telomerase RNA binding; box H/ACA snoRNA binding
Source: RefSeq, a predicted model, not a curated record